Poecile atricapillus (Black-capped chickadee) is the source of this 830-nucleotide messenger RNA. It is a transcript of the gene GNG2, whose product is annotated as G protein subunit gamma 2. Gene Ontology annotation, cellular component: heterotrimeric G-protein complex. Gene Ontology annotation, biological process: G protein-coupled receptor signaling pathway. Lineage: Eukaryota; Metazoa; Chordata; Aves; Passeriformes; Paridae. The transcript is spliced from 4 exons. The record is from RefSeq and is a predicted model, not a curated record. Gene Ontology annotation, molecular function: G-protein beta-subunit binding. The coding region runs from base 358 to 573 and encodes 71 amino acids.
GACAAAGCUGGGUGGGGACUCGCCGCUCGGGGCUGCUGCUGACCACCCUCCUCCUCCUCCUCCUCCUCCAGCGGCCGCAUCCCUCCUGCCCUCCCUCCUCCAUCCCUGCCUCCAUCCUUCCCUCCAUCCAUCCAUCCAUCCAUCCUUCCAUCCCAGCGUCCGUCCGUCCGUCCAUCCCUCUGUCCGCCCCGCGGGGACCGGGGCAUCGCCGCCCGCUUCCAGGCAGUGAAGGGCCAAGAGGAGCAAAGCUUCCCUUAGAGGCACAGAUCACCGGAGAGAUCGGCUUCUGCCCAUCCCAGUGGCUGAUCCCGCUGUUUUCCUGCCCUCAGCCCUCCCGGGAGCGCUCCUGGCCUGCCCAUGGCUAGCAACAACACUGCUAGCAUAGCACAAGCCCGCAAGCUGGUGGAGCAGCUGAAGAUGGAGGCCAACAUCGACAGGAUAAAGGUGUCCAAAGCAGCAGCAGACCUGAUGGCGUACUGCGAAGCCCACGCCAAGGAGGACCCUCUAUUGACCCCCGUCCCGGCCUCAGAAAACCCCUUUAGAGAGAAGAAGUUCUUCUGUGUGAUCUUGUAAUCCCUGGAGGAGCCUGACGGGCACUCAGGCCACCCUGAACACUGAUGUAGAGUUUUUUAGGAAUGGGGACGACCUGCUGGUCCGCAGAAUUUAAACAAAAAUAAGUUAAAAAAACACGGCCUGGAAAGCUACAGAGAUGUGCAUGUUUAAAGAACCUGGCCACCUUUGGGGGAAUCAGAUGAUCUGCAUUGCCAGGCAAAAGAUCUGAAGUCUGUAGAGUUGCCUAGAAAGACAAAAACAAACAAACCAACAAACAA